Messenger RNA from Scatophagus argus, 2210 nucleotides. It is a transcript of the gene scamp3, whose product is annotated as secretory carrier membrane protein 3. The transcript is spliced from 9 exons. The record is from RefSeq and is a predicted model, not a curated record. Gene Ontology annotation, biological process: protein transport. Bases 377 to 1429 code for a protein of 350 amino acids. Gene Ontology annotation, cellular component: recycling endosome membrane; trans-Golgi network membrane. NCBI's taxonomy places the organism in Eukaryota, Metazoa, Chordata, Actinopteri, Scatophagidae.
CACAUGACCGAGUGUUCGGCUUGGUUACUUCCUGUAAUCACGGCUGUUUUUGCUGCGGGAUAAAAUAACGGAUUUCUGCUUCCCGGUGCCAAAACGUAGCUGCAGUCCAGAUCCUGACAGUUAAGUGUUGAGGGGACACCUGUUAUCUAAACUGCGGGGAGAUGAUUUUCGGAGGGGCGGGUAGCUACUUGACUGGGUAAACCGACCACACCGCCCGUCCUUUCGAUUUAGAAAAUAAAACAAACGCAGCAUUUUAUCUGCUAGAAGAGAUACAGCUUGCUGCUUUUUCCCUCUGCGUGAACAACGUUAACGAUAACACCAGCAUAAGUGGUGGCUACUUUACAUUAGCUCUCUUUCCCCUCUGUCUUUUUGCGGUAUGUCAAAGUACACAAGCUUUCCGGAGCCGAUGGAGGACCACAACCCUUUCCAGGACCCUGCAGUGACUCAACACAGCAGCAACACAGGAUAUGCCACACUGGACCUGUACAACCCAUUUGAUAACACCACUGGGGUGAACAAUAUGUCCUCCUUACCUCCUCCACCACAGUAUGAAGCCACCUCUCCCUCCGCUCCAUCUGUGCCUGCACAGACUCCGCCCAGCAGGACCACACCCACUGAGCCUCGCAACUAUGGCUCCUAUAACUCCCAGACUGUAGUGAAUGCUACCACAGCAGAGCUCCAGAGGAAGCAGGAGGAGCUGGAGAAGAAAGCCCGGGAGCUGGAGAAGAGAGAGAGGGAGCUGGAGUCACACAGCCUGGGACCAGGAGCCUCCCGUCAGAAUAACUGGCCCCCGCUGCCUUCGUUCUGCCCCGUGGGCCCCUGCUUCUACCAGGACAUCAAUGUGGAGAUCACUCAGCGCUUCCAGCGCAUUGUCACAAUCAUGUACUACUUCUGGAUGUUCUGCACUUUCACGUUGCUUUUCAACCUGAUCUCCUGCCUGGCCAUGUUCUGUGCAAACACAAGCAAUGGUGUUGGCCUGGGCCUCGCCAUCCUCUGGGCCAUCCUCUUCACCCCCUGCUCCUUCGUCUGUUGGUACCGACCUGUGUACAAAGCCUUCAGGAGUGACAGCUCCUUCAAUUUCUUUGUCUUCUUCUUCGUUUUCUUUGCCCAUGUGGUCGUCUGCGUCAUCAUGACUAUUGGUAUCCCUGGAUGGGGUUUCAGUGGGUGGAUCGUGAGCCUGGCUGCUCUGAAAUUCAGCAUCCCCGUUGGUGCAAUCAUGAUGAUAAAUGCAAUCCUCUUUACAGCCCAAGCUGCCAUGGGAGUUGUCUUACUCAAGAAGAUCCACGGUCUGUACAGGCAGACCGAUGCCAGCUUUCAGAAGGCCCAAGCUGAGUUCGCCACCGGAGUCAUGUCCAAUCAGGCUGUACGCCAGGCUGCUGCCAGUGCCGCCUCCGGCGCUGCCCAGGGGGCCUUCACUGCACCCCGAUAGAGUGGGAUGACAGAGGUUGGGAGGGUGAGAAGCAGAGGAGGAGAAGGGCCCUUUCAGCUCGAUAGAGGAUCAGUUUGGUAUUUAUUUCCCCACAGGUGGUUAGAAUUGGGUGAUGGAGGGAGGUGGGGAAACUGAGUAUAUAUAAUUACCCAUGGGCAACUGAACUUUAGGGCACUUGCAUGAUACAGAAGUGGGGGUUGUCUUAUUUCUAAAGGUGUACAGGACAAGUUAGCUACACGGCCAAACCAAGCGUCAACACAUUGUGCUGAAUCAAGAAACAGACAGAUGGUGUGAGAUGUGAAAACAGUAAGAUGUGAAGCUGUAUGAAAUUCAGUGGAGUUGUACCAAAUGUCAGUGAAUGCAGGGAAAAUGCUUUUUUUUGUAUGAAAAUACAAGCUUUGUGCCAAGUUUGACAGUUGUACCCAGGAUACUCCACUUUUUUUUUAAUGACCUGGAUGCACAGUAUAAUUAUAAGGAGCCACGUUCGAGACCUAGUCUACAGGUUGGAGCCGAGCGCUGAGAUGCUAUCUAAUUGGGUGGCUUAACUUUGGCCAGCACUUUUUUUUUUUUAAUUGUUUGUUGUUGUUGCUUAAGUAUAAACUAACUAAAGUUUUGUUACUACUUCUAAUGAGAAUGCCUAUUUACCUAACUGCCAAACUUUAUGAAUGUGUUGUUUUGGUUACAAAUAUAUCUCUCACUGUUCUGUUGGUGUUGUUUGUGGUUCUUAGGACUAUAACAAGUCACUGUCUUGGUUUUAAUAAAAAAUAUAUUGUCAUGCUCA